Helianthus annuus (common sunflower) is the source of this 2549-nucleotide messenger RNA. RefSeq names its product ATP-dependent RNA helicase-like protein DB10. The record is from RefSeq and is a predicted model, not a curated record. Gene Ontology annotation, cellular component: nucleus; cytoplasm; ribonucleoprotein complex. NCBI's taxonomy places the organism in Eukaryota, Viridiplantae, Streptophyta, Magnoliopsida, Asterales, Asteraceae. The coding region runs from base 221 to 2287 and encodes 688 amino acids. Gene Ontology annotation, molecular function: protein binding; RNA helicase activity; RNA binding. The transcript has 9 exons.
GAAACCGAGUGGGUGGAUCUUACCCUAUCGCUAUAAAUACGUUGCGUCUCCUUACCAGAUUCUUCCCUUCUCUUCUCUUCCCUCCGAAUCAGAAGCGUGUUUUCCUCUCCACCAGGAACAAUACUUUCACCCCCAAAGGGGCUGCCUUCCCCUGAUCUGCCUACACCUUCGAUUCGCCUGCAGCAGGUAGGCUUUUUGAGAAUUGAUAACGAUUUUUCAUAUGGCUGCUACUGCGACCGAGACAGCAGCGACACCUACUGCUGCUCCACGUUACGCUCCAGAGGACCCCACCCUUCCUAAACCUUGGAAAGGGUUAGUUGACGGUACAACUGGAUAUCUCUACUAUUGGAACCCAGAGACCAAUGUUACUCAAUAUGAGCGGCCCUCAGGGUCUAAGGGCUCUUCUCAACCACACAAAUCGUCUUCAGUGGCCAUAAGUUCUGCAGUUCAGGUGCAAAAGUCUUCACAUCAAGAGAAUGGCUCUGUCGAUGAUUAUAGAUACGGUAGAAGCAGCAAUGGUGGAUCAAAGCAUUCAUCUGGAACAAGAGGCUACGAUAGUACAAGAAGCGGGUCCCAUAAUUCACACAGCCAUUCAAGCGGGACAGUAGCUGCGGGACCCGGAGGAACUUCAGGACGACCUUAUGGGCCUUCAGUUGGAAGUGGUUUAUCCCCAGAUGCUUAUCGCCAGCAGCAUGAGAUAACUGUAACUGGAGACAAUGUGCCUCCACCUUUUACAUCAUUUGAAGAUACCGGGUUUCCAUCUGAGUUACUUAGAGAGGUACUUGAGGCUGGGUUUACAGCCCCGACUCCAAUACAAGCACAGUCAUGGCCUGUUGCCCUUCAAAGUCGUGACAUUGUAGCCAUUGCAAAAACGGGGUCAGGAAAAACCUUGGGUUACUUGAUUCCUGCAUUUAUUCACCUUAAAAGAGUUCACAAGAAUCGUCAAAUGGGUCCCACUGUUUUGGUUUUAUCACCCACCAGAGAAUUAGCUACCCAGAUACAAGCUGAAGCCGUCAAGUUUGGAAGAUCAUCAAAGAUACUGUGCACUUGUUUGUAUGGAGGAGCACCGAAGGGCCCCCAGCUAAGAGAAUUAGAUCGCGGGACGGAUAUUGUGGUUGCAACACCUGGUCGUUUGAACGAUAUUUUGGAGAUGAGAAGACUAAGCUUAAGUCAAGUUACGUUUUUGGUGUUGGAUGAAGCUGAUCGGAUGUUGGACAUGGGAUUUGAACCUCAGAUCAGGAAAAUUGUUAAGGAGGUGCCAGCUCGCCGUCAGACACUUAUGUACACCGCCACUUGGCCAAAGGAGGUCCGCAAAAUAGCUGCAGAUUUGUUGGUUAAUCCAAUUCAGGUCAACAUUGGCAAUGUCGACGAGCUUGUUGCCAACAAGGCUAUCACUCAGCAUAUUGAGGUUUUGGCUCCAAUGGAGAAAAACAGACGGUUGGAACUAAUCUUAAGAUCUCAAGAACCGAGAUCGAAGGUCAUCAUCUUCUGCUCAACCAAAAAGAUGUGUGAUCAGCUGGCUCGCAGCUUGACCCGUCAAUUUGCUGCCGCUGCUAUCCAUGGAGACAAAUCUCAGGGUGAAAGAGAUUACGUGUUGAAUCAGUUUCGCAGUGGCCGCUCUCCUGUGCUUGUAGCAACUGAUGUUGCUGCUCGUGGAUUAGAUAUCAAGGACAUCAGGGUGGUGGUCAAUUACGACUUUCCUACGGGAGUGGAGGACUACGUGCACCGAAUCGGAAGGACCGGGAGGGCAGGUGCGACCGGAGAGGCUUAUACGUUUUUCACAGAACAGGACGCAAAACAUGCUUCUGAUCUAGUCAAAGUAUUGGAAGGUGCAAAUCAACGUGUUCCGAAGGAACUUCGAGACAUGGCGGCACGUAGCGGUGGGAUGGGCGGCCGGUCUAGACGUUGGGGCUCUGGUCCGAGUUACGGAAGUCGUGAUGGAGGUCGUGGAGGACGGUCCGAUUCAAGCUUUGGUGGAAGGAGUAGCGGCGGAGGUCGUGGAGGACGCUCUGAUUCAAGCUUUGGUGGAAGGAGUAGUUGGAACUCCGGGAGGGGUGGAGCCCAUGACAGCAAUAGGGGUGGUUACAAUCAUAGGAGCUUCCAUGAAAGCAUUGCGGGUGCUGGAGAGAAGCGAGGCAGGAGCAGAAGUCCACCUGGCAAAUACGGUUCAGGAUGGGGUAGGGGCAGUCGUAGCCGCAGCCCUGAGAGGUUUGAUAAGCCACCUAGAUCAAACGGCCCUCGUUUUCGUCCUUCUGAUGAAGAUGAGGAAGGCCUGAUCCGGGAUUAAGCUCUGAUGAUGGCUUGCCAUUUAUUAUUUUUUUGGGUCAACGAACAUGGUUUUGGAAGUAGGAGACCCUAUUUUAGGCAUCUGAUUUCAGACGAAGUGUAGAUGGUUUGUGUUGUUUAGUGUAUUCUAAAUUUGUUUGUUGUUUUGUACUAUUUUUUAAAAAUUGUUUGUUAAAACAAACUUAUAAAUGUAAAACUGAGGAACACAUUCUAGUAAUGGUCUUAUUUUUGUCCAUUUUCGCUAUUAAAGAUGGCGUUUUAAA